AGCCGGACACACCGCUGCAGGGGACCGAGCGACGGGUCAGCGCAACGUUCCGAACAAUAUACUAACAAUUUAGGCAAAAAUGCACUUUUUUACGGUAUUAACGAUAUUUUCUGUAGCAUUGUUGACGUUUUCUGUCGACGCAACCGUGUACUUUAAGGAGCAGUUUUUAGACGGAGAGGAAUGGAAGAGUCGAUGGGUGGACUCCGAGCACAAGUCUGACUACGGAAAGUUUAAACUCACAGCUGGAAACUUCUAUGGUGAUGCAGAGAAAGACAAAGGUCUGCAGACCAGCCAGGAUGCUCGUUUCUACGCCGCCUCUGCCCGGUUUGAGCCUUUCAGCAAUGAGGGCAAGAGCCUGGUUAUCCAGUAUACUGUCAAACACGAGCAGAAGAUCGACUGCGGUGGUGGCUACAUCAAACUCUUCCCUGCUGACCUUAAUCAGGCCGAUAUGCACGGAGAGUCCCAGUACUACGCCAUGUUCGGUCCGGAUAUCUGCGGUUACAGCACCAAGAAGGUACAUGUCAUCUUCAACUACAAGGGCAAAAACCACCUGAUCAAAAAGGAAAUCAAGUGCAAAGAUGAUGAGCUGACACACCUGUACACACUGAUCCUGAAUCCAGAUCAGACCUACGAAGUGAAGAUCGAUAAUGAGAAGGUGGAGUCAGGCUCUAUUGAGGAGGACUGGGACCUCCUGCCCCCCAAGAAGAUCAAGGACCCAGAGGCCAAGAAGCCAGAGGACUGGGAUGACCGCCCAAAGAUCGAUGAUGAGACAGACACCAAGCCUGAGGACUGGGACAAACCUGAGAACGUUCCUGAUCCCGAUGCCAAGAAGCCUGAGGACUGGGAUGAAGAGAUGGAUGGAGAAUGGGAGCCUGCCAUGAUUCCUAACCCUGAAUACAAGGGAGAGUGGAAACCCAAGCAGAUCGAUAAUCCCAACUACAAAGGAGUCUGGGUGCAUCCUGAGAUUGACAACCCCGAGUACAGCGCUGACGCUGAGAUCUACAAGUUCGGAAACAUUGGAGUCAUUGGAUUGGAUCUCUGGCAGGUCAAGUCUGGCACCAUUUUUGACAACUUCCUGAUCUCAGAUGAUGUGAAAGAGGCUGAGGAAUUUGGAAAAGACACCUGGGGAGUUACAAAGGGCCCAGAGAAGAAAAUGAAGGAUGAGCAGGAGGAACAGAAACGUAAAGAAGAAGAGGAAAAGAAUAAGGAACAGGACACCAAAGAGGAUGACGGAGAUGAAGAUGAGGAGGAAGAACAUGAGGAGGAGGAAGACGAGACUACGGAAGAGCCUGCAGCCGAGGAAGACGAGGACGAGGCUAGUCAUAAAGAUGAACUGUAAAUCAGGCGGUGCUUCCUGCUCUGCACAUUCAGUACGUUCUGGCACCAGGGAAACAUCUGCAGGGCAUCUGUGCAAUAAAGAUGCCAUUUGGAAUGUGACUUGUUUGAUAGGCGACAAUAAGUAGAGUAGCAGGUCUCAAACUUUAUAAAAUGUGGGUUGUUUGUUUGUUUUUGUUUUUUUAAAUACAUUUUUGGCAAGCAGGUAUAGGUAAUACUUUUAAUUUUUUAUUCGAAACCAGUUUCACUCUGUGGAAGCAGAUGUUUUCUUUUCCACAGGGUGACAUGAAGUCCUCACACAACCUGGAUUCUUGAAAGCUAUGUUGUAAAUAAGUUACUGUUGAUAAAGGCUGCAGUUAAAGGUUCCUGGUCAUUACUAUUCCCAACAUGUUUUAAUUUUAUGCAGUAGAUAUUUAAACGCACUGAUUUACUUGUUUUUUGCCCAAUUUAUGAAAUGAAUGUGGCUGGUUUUUUUUGUUUUUGUUUUUUUAUUUAAGAGAAAAUCAUGUGUCUGAUAUGAUUGUCUUUAGAUUGUCAACACAGACACAGAAACAGCUACUAUGUCAUGACCUGCAACCCUGUUUAUACACUGAAAAUAAUUGACCAACAUCCCCCCCAUUAAAAGAUUUCCAACAUGUUAAAGUUGUUCAAUAGUACUGAAGGGUUCACUGAAAUGAAAAAGAUCUGGACCAGUCUCUUGGCAUGAAGCUCUUCAACACAACAUUCUUUUAGCUGUGGUACUUUGGGGGAAACUAGGAUCAGUUCUUCAUGUGUCCGAGCAUUGUAAUUGAUGCCAAAGUUUUAUUAAAGAAUUUAUUAACAAA
This is a messenger RNA of Trichomycterus rosablanca, 2159 nucleotides long. It is a transcript of the gene calr3b, whose product is annotated as calreticulin 3b. The coding region runs from base 80 to 1339 and encodes 419 amino acids. The transcript has 9 exons. Gene Ontology annotation, molecular function: calcium ion binding. Gene Ontology annotation, biological process: protein folding. Gene Ontology annotation, cellular component: endoplasmic reticulum membrane; endoplasmic reticulum. Lineage: Eukaryota; Metazoa; Chordata; Actinopteri; Siluriformes; Trichomycteridae. The record is from RefSeq and is a predicted model, not a curated record.